Messenger RNA from Echinops telfairi (small Madagascar hedgehog), 3138 nucleotides. RefSeq names its product sortilin 1 (gene SORT1). Gene Ontology annotation, biological process: endocytosis; vesicle organization; Golgi to endosome transport. Bases 1 to 2427 code for a protein of 808 amino acids. The transcript has 22 exons. Gene Ontology annotation, molecular function: protein binding. The record is from RefSeq and is a predicted model, not a curated record. Gene Ontology annotation, cellular component: Golgi apparatus; membrane. Lineage: Eukaryota; Metazoa; Chordata; Mammalia; Afrosoricida; Tenrecidae.
AUGGUGGCUGCAACAGUGGGCUUGGAUGUGCGGGAGCCCCUGGGCUGGGAUUGUGGAGCCGGAGCCGACUUUGAAGCAAAACAGAACAACCACACAAACCCCAAGCCAGGGCCAUCGCAGUGGAACAGCAGACCAGUGCACGUGUUUGAUGACCUCAGCGGCUCUGUGUCCCUGUCUUGGUUUGGAGACAACACUGGGGUCAUCCUAGUCUUGACUACCUUCCACGUACCACUGGUAAUUGUGACUUUCGGACAGUCCAAGCUGUAUCGCAGUGAAGAUUAUGGCAAGAGUUUUAAGGAUAUCACAAAUCUCAUCAACAACACCUUCAUUCGGACCGAGUUCGGCAUGGCUAUUGGACCUGAGAACUCUGGCAAGGUGAUCUUAACCGCGGAGGUGUCUGGAGGAAGCCGUGGAGGAAGAAUCUUCAGGUCGUCUGACUUUGCGAAGCACUUUGUGCAGACGGACCUCCCUUUCCACCCUCUGACUCAGAUGAUGUACAGUCCGCAGAAUCCCGAUUACCUCUUAGCCCUCAGUACUGAAAAUGGCCUGUGGGUGUCCACGAAUUUUGGAGGCAAAUGGGAAGAAAUCCACAAAGCAGUCUGUUUGGCCAAAUGGGGGUCAGAGAACACCAUCUUCUUCACCACCUACGUGAAUGGCUCCUGCAAAGCUGACCUCGGGGCAAUGGAAUUAUGGCGAACUUCAGACUUGGGAAAAAGCUUCAAGACCAUCGGGGUGAAGAUCUACUCGUUUGGCCUUGGCGGACGCUUCCUCUUUGCCUCUGUGAUGGCUGAGAAGGAUGCAACGAGAAGGAUCCACGUGUCAACAGAUCGAGGGGACACGUGGAGCAUGGCGCAGCUGCCCUCUGUGGGGCAGGAGCAGUUCUAUUCCAUUCUGGCUGCUAAUGAUGACAUGGUAUUCAUGCACGUCGAUGCACCCGGGGAUACGGGAUUUGGCACCAUCUUUACCUCGGAUGACCGCGGCAUUGUGUACUCCAAGUCCUUGGACCGACACCUCUACACAACCACAGGUGGAGAGACGGACUUCACGAAUGUGACCUCCCUCAGAGGGGUCUACAUAACCAGUGUGCUUUCCGAAGAUAAUUCCAUCCAGACCAUGAUCACGUUUGACCAAGGUGGCAGGUGGAAGCACCUGAGGAAGCCGGAGCACAGCGAAUGUGACGCCACCGCAAAGAACAAGAAAGAGUGCAGCCUCCAUAUCCACGCGUCCUACAGCAUCUCCCAGAAGCUGAACGUCCCCAUGGCUCCCCUCUCGGAGCCGAACGCCGUAGGCAUCGUCAUCGCUCACGGGAGCGUGGGAGAUGCCAUCUCGGUCAUGGUCCCAGAUGUGUACAUCUCCGAUGACGGGGGCUACUCCUGGGCAAAGAUGCUGGAAGGACCCCACUACUACACCAUCCUGGACUCCGGGGGCAUCAUCGCGGCCAUCGAGCACAGCAGCCAUCCUAUCAAUGUGAUUAAGUUCUCCACAGACGAGGGCCAGUGCUGGCAAACCCACACGUUCACCACGAAGCCCAUUUACUUCACUGGGCUGGCCUCGGAGCCGGGGGCCCGCUCCAUGAACAUCAGCAUCUGGGGCUUCACAGAGUCUUUCCUCACCCGCCAGUGGGUCUCCUACACCAUCGACUUCAAAGACAUCCUCAAGAGGAACUGCGAAGAGAAGGACUACACCGUAUGGCUGGCUCACUCCACAGACCCCGGGGAUUAUGAGGACGGCUGCAUCUUAGGUUAUAAAGAGCAGUACCUCCGGCUACGCAAGUCGUCCGUCUGUCAGAACGGCCGAGACUACGUGGUGACCAAGCAGCCAUCCAUCUGCCUCUGUGCCCUGGAGGACUUCCUCUGUGACUUCGGCUACUUCCGACCCGAGAAUGACUCCAAGUGUGUGGAGCAGCCAGAGCUGCAGGGCCACGACCUGGAGUUCUGUCUGGACGGGAGAGAGGAGCAGCUGACGACCAGUGGGUACCGGAGAAUUCCAGGAGACAAAUGCCAAGGUGGGGUGAAUCCGGUUCGAGAAAUAAAAGACUUGAAAAAGAAAUGCAGGAGCAACUUUCUGAGUCCAGAAAAGCAGGACUCCCGCCCACAGGGACAAAGCCUGUCCCAGAACCCAGCUCCGCCUUCUCUUGGAUCCAUUGAAAACACACACUCCCUAUCUCCCACCCCGAAACAGAACUCCACCUCCAGUUCCGUGCCGGUCAUCCUGGCCGUCGUGGGGCUGAUGCUGGUCGCUGCCGCGGCAGGCGUGCUCCUUGUGAAGAAGUACGUCUGUGGGGGAAGGUUCCUGGUGCAUCGCUACUCAGUGCUGCAGCAGCACGCAGAGGCCAAUGGGGUGGACAACGUGGAUGCUUUGGACACGGAACCCCACACCCAUAAAAGCGGUUACCAUGACGACUCAGACGAGGACCUCCUGGAAUAGCUCUUCACAGAGCUGGGACCACGCGCAGAAGGGACCCCCGUUCCGCUCCCCGUGGCUCCGGUGUGGGGAAUAAACUUCCUGUGGCGAGGGCCCCAGCUCUGUCUGCUGCUUCCAUCCAAGCCAGACGCACCUACGCUGGAGACGCGGGGCAGGGCAGCCCUGAGACGAAGGGGAAGUCUUUGAAUUGUUAACUUCUACGUUCUGUCCUCCUUUAUCUCCCCACAAGAUGUGGUCUGUGUUUGCUGGGACUUUGCCUUUUUUUCUUUUAAGGGAAAUGAAAUGGAAUUUAAAGGGAAUGUUCCCGCCGCACUCUGGUGUUCUCUGUGGUGGCUGCCCCACAGCUUGCUCGGUGCUGCCCUUGGGCCCUGCUGGCCACUCUCAGAGAGCCGCUGUGGACACGGCAAUGGCCUGCAGGGACCCGCCUGGCCUGGGCCGCUUUCCCGUCUGAGACGGCCGCUCCGCGAGCAAAGCACACCAGCUCCUCACACCGCCCGGCCCCGGCGACCAGAGACACACGGCAGUUUUUCUCUUCCCUCCGGAAUUAGGCAAUACCCUUGUUAAUUGCCCUUUGGCAACUAACCGGACCUUGUGCUUCCAAGAUACUAAAUCAGGAAAACUUUAAAGGCAAUAUGUUUAACUUGGGGCAGGGCAAGGGGGCGGCAGAGAAUGGACUAGAUUUAGCACCUAUUAAAGGAGAAAUGCUUUAAUUUA